Lodderomyces pseudojiufengensis is the source of this 936-nucleotide messenger RNA. RefSeq names its product transcription initiation factor IIA large subunit. Gene Ontology annotation, biological process: transcription by RNA polymerase II; transcription initiation at RNA polymerase II promoter. The record is from RefSeq and is a predicted model, not a curated record. The transcript has a single exon. Gene Ontology annotation, cellular component: transcription factor TFIIA complex. Lineage: Eukaryota; Fungi; Ascomycota; Pichiomycetes; Serinales; Debaryomycetaceae. The coding region runs from base 1 to 936 and encodes 311 amino acids.
AUGUCAAACUUAGAGGCGAGUAAACUAUAUGAAACGAUAGUAGAAGAUGUCAUAUCGGAUUCAAGACAAGAUUUCGAGAAUAUGGGGGUAGAUGAACAAACAUUAUUAGAGCUUCGUAAAAUAUGGUGUGAAAAAUUAACUCAAUCAAAAGUAUGUAAAUUUUCAUGGGAUUUUAAUAAUGAUGAUGAACAGGAAGAUGACGAUCAACCACUACAACAGCAACAACAGGAACAACAUCAGCAGCAACAGCAGCAACCACAACCACAAUCACAAUCACAAUCACAGCAAGAAAAAGAACAACAAUCAAUACAGGCACAGACUUCAAAUUCAAGUACAAACCCUGAAAUAAUUACGAAUGAAACACAAGUUAAAGUUGAAGAAGAUUCAUUUAAUGGAAAAUCAGAUUUUGAUCCAUUAAGUUACAAUAAUAAUUUAGGUUUAGAAUUACCGACUGUAACGAAUAAUUUAAAUUCCAAGCCUAAUAAUGGUAAUGAUUUAGUUUUACCUAAAUUGAAUCAAAAUGACGGUACAUUUGAAAUGACGAUACAUGUAAAUAAUCCCAAGAAAUUUAUGAAUAAACUACAACGUUCUCAACGAAAUAAACUACUGAAAAAGCCUAAGAAAAAAUUUUAUCAAAUAGAUGGAACAUUAGAUGAUUCCGAAAAUGAUGAUGAUUUAGAUGAAGUUGAUCUUGAUGAAGAAGAUAGGGAUAUUUUUAAUGAUUCAGAUGAUAUAAAUUCAGAUCUAGAUGAUGAUUUAGAAAGUGAUAAAUCAGAUGAUGAUGAAGAAAAUCAAGAAGGUCAAAUUAUGUUAUGUUUAUAUGAUAAAGUUCAAAGAAUUAAAAAUAAAUGGAAACUGAAUUUAAAAGAAGGAAUAGCUAAUAUUGAUGGUAAAGAUUAUGUAUUUCAUAAAGCAACUGGUGAAUGUGAAUGGUGA